AUGGAGCUGCACGUGACAUCUAGCGAAGAGAAUUUCUUCCGCAUCUUCUACGACCUCGAAGUCUUCGGCGUGCCCGUCUACUACGACAUGGCACAAUCGAUCAUCACCUUCGCACGUGGUGACAACGCAGCUUGCGCCAUCCAUGUUGCAAAUAUUGCAUCGCAGAUGUGA
Alternaria arborescens is the source of this 171-nucleotide messenger RNA. RefSeq lists its product as hypothetical. Bases 1 to 171 code for a protein of 56 amino acids. NCBI's taxonomy places the organism in Eukaryota, Fungi, Ascomycota, Dothideomycetes, Pleosporales, Pleosporaceae. The transcript has a single exon. The record is from RefSeq and is a predicted model, not a curated record.